GUUUCAGUCAUCGGGAUGCUAAAUCGUAAACGAAGUGUAUGUAAUGUGGUGCUGUAUAAUUAUUAUUAAAGCAAAUAUAUGUCUCAAUAUUCGCCCUAGCUCAUUAAAAUAAUGUCACCUAAUAAGCAGAACUCAUUGGGGCGAAUCUUAUUAUUCUUCUCCAUAGUGCACUGCAACAAGUUGCUUACUGUAGGGAAUAAAAGAGAAAAUAUGUGGAGGACAGCAGGAAGAUUGACAGGACUAUUAAUUCAGAACUGUAUGCCGCUAAGUUCUGAUGGGCCUCAGGAACAAUUCCUGCUAAUCCUGCAACGAUGUUUAAAGCGUGGGAGUUUGGUAGUUUUGGAUAACUCGCUGAAAGCUGAUGUUAUUAGACUCGGAACUGCCGUAGAAUUAGUUAGAUACAGAGGGGAAAACGAAACGCAAGAUGCCAGAGAAGUUGCGUUUUUCCGAUCGACGGAUAUGGAGUCUGACUGGAAAAAUGAGAUUCUGCAAAGGAUCGCCCACGUUCUCAAUACACACGUCCUUAAAAUACGUCUUAAUGGCUACGAGGAACUGACGAGCAUCAUCAGCCAAGAGGGUAGAGGGAGAAAGAAGCAACAGAACAUGUUUAUGUCGCUGCUAUUGUUCGGGAUAGCAGCCGUGGGUUUGAUUAUGGUUCCUAUGGGGUUCCAGUUUCUUGCGGUAUUAGGCGGAAAAGCUCUCCUUUUGGCGAAAAUGGCCCUUAUAUUGACCGCCAUUCAGGGCCUUAAGAAAAUCGCCACGAGUAAUCUGAAUUAUGGUCUCUACGCCACGAAUCCGGACCAUCACGGACCCUGGCAUUACGAUCGACAAUGGCCUUUUGAGGGCGAAAGUCACGACAUGGCAGGGUCCUAUAGUAAUUAUUAUCAAAUUCCAGAGCAGCACUCGGAUUUGCUUCAUCCCUUUCAGCCGAGGGUGGAGAAUUUUAGGGACAUGAUGUAG
Zophobas morio is the source of this 960-nucleotide messenger RNA. RefSeq lists its product as uncharacterized. The transcript has 5 exons. The record is from RefSeq and is a predicted model, not a curated record. Lineage: Eukaryota; Metazoa; Arthropoda; Insecta; Coleoptera; Tenebrionidae. Bases 112 to 960 code for a protein of 282 amino acids. Gene Ontology annotation, cellular component: membrane.